Messenger RNA from Notolabrus celidotus (New Zealand spotty), 1931 nucleotides. It is a transcript of the gene natd1, whose product is annotated as protein NATD1. The transcript has 3 exons. The coding region runs from base 92 to 436 and encodes 114 amino acids. The record is from RefSeq and is a predicted model, not a curated record. Lineage: Eukaryota; Metazoa; Chordata; Actinopteri; Labriformes; Labridae.
ACCUCACAGCUGAUUCCGUUGGAUGGAAGUGUUUUUGUUCAUAAAUUCAUGAAGCCAUUUCUGGUUAGCAUCACAUCAAUCAUCGUCCAACAUGGAUCAGGCGUCUCAGGCAGCUCCGGCUCAUGCUUUGGACCCGAGCAGCUCUCAGAUUCUAGUGGAACACGACCGGAAGCGCCGGCAGUUUGUGAUCAGACUGAACGGAUCUCAUGAUCGAGCGGUUCUUCUGUACGAAUAUGUCGGGAAGAAGACAGUGGACCUGCAGCACACCGAGGUUCCUGAUGCUUACAGAGGGAGAGGGAUAGCCAAACACCUGGCCAAGGCAGCCAUGGAUUUUGUGGUGGAAGAAGACCUGAAAGCCCACUUGACCUGCUGGUACAUCCAGAAAUAUGUCAAAGAGAACCCUCAGCCUCAGUACUUUGAACAUAUUUAUCAAUGACCCAACAUGGCUGCCACAGAGGAGAAGGAGAAACAGACUCCUCCGGAUUCAGACUGAGCUGCAGCAUGCUUUGGAGUUACAGGCCAAUACUCAAAAAAGGACCCUCCAGGCAUUGUAAAACGUGAUAUAAAAUGACUCCAGAGACGAGCAGUCUCGUGGGAAAGACGCCUGUGAGCUGAAUGAUGGGCCAGUGGUUGAGUUUUGUCCAUAACAAGACACAGGAAGUGCACCAGCUGGUCACAUGAUGUAAAAAUCGCAAGCAAAUAAACUAACCAAAGCCGAAGGCCGUUUACUGAGACAGAAACGCUCCCAUCACUGACUGCAAGUGAAGGGUUAUGAAUGAUUGUGACCGGCUGUGAGUCAAAUCUUGGGAUGCAAAUUCUCUUUCCUCCCCUCACUGGUUGAAGGCAGCACCGCAAGAUGGCCUCCAGCGGUGUCGAAAUGGAGGCAACGAUGCUCCAACUGUGAUGACUAAUACUUCAACCCUCUUGAUAUUCCUCAGCCUUACUUGUUUUUGUAUUUUUAAUCGGCUCCUCUUCUUAUAAAGUGGAUUUUCUGGGGGGGCUGAAAUGCCAACAUAGGAGAUUGAAAAUUGGUGACGUUACUUAAACAUCUAUCACUUAAGAGAGUUUUUUUUUUCAAGGUAACCGCAAGUUCUGGCAUACAUUUGUUGGGUAAUGGGUCAUUAAAAAAUAUCAGUUGUAUUUUGACAAUAGUUAUUUUCCAAGUUCCAAAUGUCCACUCUCAUUCUGCCCAGAAAUAGAAACGUACUGUUUAUUAUUUACGUCAGGAAUCGAUCAGGGACAGGUGCAGGGAUUUGUAAACCAAAGACAAAACACUGAGUCAUAGUUCUGUCCAUUGUGUGUGUUAAAUGUUACAGAAACAUGUGAUAAAUUGGAUCUGAAGCUCAUCAUUGUGUGGUUUAAACCUCAAUGUGGAUAUGGUUGAAUAUUUCUGCCCAAACCAGCAUUUUGAAAAACAGCAUUGUUUCAUUCUCUGGGCAGGGAAAUGUGGCUCAGAGCUUACACACUUCUCCUCUUUUCGUUGGCUUUCUUUCCCCUGAGGUAUGGCUUCAUAUGCCAGCUGAUAUCCAAAUGAUAAAGGUCAUCAUGGAGCAAAUCUUUUACUGACAAAUGCAGGUUUACUGUGAUCUCCCUUUUUGCUGUCGACAAUCAAAAGUGUUGAAGCGAAAGAUCCCUCAGGUUACUCCACACACUCCGUCAGGAGGAUCAUCAACAUACAGGCUGACCCUUCGUCUGCUUCAAUCAUUUAAAGGUUACAACAGGAAACUCCUUUUGCUCUGAUAUAGUUCCUCCAGGUCAUACACCUAUUCCUAUUUUUUUGUCUUUUGUUCAUAUUUGUGUGUUUGCCUGAAAGGAAGUUUUGAGCUAAUGGCUCGACCGAAUGCGCCAAUAUGUAACAAUCCUUGUACUGUUGUUUUGUGCUUGAGACUUUUGUUUGGUUGUUGUCUAUAAAUAAAUACAUUUUCAUCAAA